Messenger RNA from Pecten maximus, 2731 nucleotides. RefSeq names its product monocarboxylate transporter 14-like. The record is from RefSeq and is a predicted model, not a curated record. Gene Ontology annotation, molecular function: monocarboxylic acid transmembrane transporter activity. The coding region runs from base 194 to 1846 and encodes 550 amino acids. Gene Ontology annotation, biological process: transmembrane transport. Lineage: Eukaryota; Metazoa; Mollusca; Bivalvia; Pectinida; Pectinidae. The transcript is spliced from 5 exons.
AGUUGAUACUCGAUUGUCCGAUAGAUGUAAAGGUUCUUUUUGAAGUUAUAUGUCUAAAAGUCAGUAGUCAAUAAUACUAUUGUCUAUUAUACUGUUCGUCUGUAAACAAACUUUAAAUUUUCAAUGUUAAGAUAAAAUCAUCACAGAUCAACGAUAUUUCAAGUUUACUUAUAAAUGUACGACAUACUUUGAGAUGGAAAACUCCCUAACACCAACUUCAAACACAGAUAUGGAGGAUUCAGCUAUAAAAGAAGACACAGUUCCAAAUAAAAACACCGAACAGGAAUAUGGAGGAUUAUCAAAGAAAGUAAACGAUUCAAAUAUAUUUCCCGUUGGAAUAUACCGCAAAAUCAGUGAAGCGUCGAUACCAGAGAGUCUUAGUUAUCAGUCGACAAGUACCCAGGGUGGAAAUCCAGAGGUGACGUAUCGGAAGUGGCUUGUCUUGUUUGCAGGUUUCAUGGAUUUAUUCAUUUGCGCAGGAUUUCCUUUUAACAUGUCGGUAUUGAAUGUAGCUUUCUUGGAGGAAUUCGGCAAAAGUAAAGCGGAAACAUCAUUAGUUCAAUCCGUCGCGACAGGAAUGUUCUUUAUUGCAGGUUUUCCAAUGGGAACUGCAGUGAGUAGAUACGGGGCAAGAAAGGUCGGGGUUUGUGGUGGAUUUGUAGCUUUCCUAGGACUUCUGCUUGCCUUUUUUGUGACUAAUCUUCUCUUCCUCAUCAUGACGCUUGGAUUCAUCACAGGUCUUGGGCUAUCGGCUUGCUAUAUUUCGGCAUCGACAAGUGUGGGUGAAUACUUUGACGGAAAGUCAAAACUGUUAGCGUUAUCAUUGAUAUCGUUUGGGUCUGGUUUUGGAUCAACAAUAUUUCCUUACAUCCUCAACUUUCUAACAAGAAGGUACGGCUGGAGAGGAUGUUUGUUAAUUGUCUCCGGCUUAAUGGCAAAUAUGGUCCCAUGUUUUGCGGUAUGUAAACCUCGCAACGUCGGCGUAUCCUCGCCUCAAGCAACUGAAGCUGAAAGUAGUAACAACAAGAGGCCAUCUUUCAUUCGAAAAUAUUUUCCCUGUUUUCAAUAUAAAUGUAACAACAAUAGUCGACUGUCGGUUGUGACGACUAUAUCAACCGCUAGUUCUCUUCAUUCCACUUCAGACGAUGGACUUCUCUUUAAACUGAAAGCACUAGCAAACAACAAAGUUUACAUUUUGUUUACCACAGCUAUGCUGAUUGCAAUUCCUUCAGUUAACUCUAUCUUGAUAUUCCUCAUUACUGUUCUGCAAUCUAAGGGUUUCGAUUUACCCACAUCGGUAUUUCUAUACUUCUUCAUGAGUCUGGUCAGUACCGUUUUCAGACUGGUGCCUGGAUUCUGUGAGAAGAUCCCCCACAUGAGCGUCCUAACAAUACCCAUUUUCUUUAUGAGCAUUGGUGCCAUUGCCAGUGCAUUGCUUCCAAGAGCGACUACGUACGAACAACACUUACUUUUGUUGGGAAUGUUGGGGACGAUGCUUGGCGGGACAGUGACAACGUUAUCCGUUACGACUAUGAAACUUGUUGGAACGAAAAAUUACUCCACUGGACUUGGUGUCUCCGUAACCACCGUUGGUAUUAGCAAUACAUGUGCAGGACCAAUAGCAGGAUAUAUCAGGGACAUUACGGGAUCCUACAAUAUAUCUUAUUACGUUGUGUCGGUGGCACUUGUCGUGGCCAUGGGUUUUUACUUAGCGGCAGCUGUAACAAGAAAAUGUGGUAGAGACAGCUCUGAAAACCUCCAAAAAUAUUUGGAAAGUGGUAGGAGAGGAACUAGACGACGGUCGAGUUUUCUCCCUUGGAAAGGAAAAGUUGAGUUCAUAUUCUAAUAUUAUUGUAUGUUAUAAUUACUAUGUAGUAAAUACAAAAACAUUGAUUAAAGUGACGUAUAAUGUAUAGUAUACAUGCAGAUGAUUUUAUAUACAAGGAUAUAUAUUCAUAAUACCGUAGUUUAGAAACUCCAAAAUAGUCUUCUCAAAGAAACGUACAGAAACUAUAUUAUAACAUUGUGUUUCAGUAGAAAGUUUACAGUCCAAAAUACCCGACAUCUAAAUCGUAUGUUACAUUGUUAUCUAUUUAUAAAUACUGCGUAUUCAAUUUCAAUUUCAACAUAUUUUAUUGACAUAAGAUGUAAUUUUGCCAAUAGGAUUAGACAGCUGGCAUUGCCUAUAUUAGUCCUCUCCUUAUAUAAUAGGUGGCAAACAGACAUAAACAUAUAUACACACAUGAAUUAAGAUUAACAAUGGUGCAACAAAAGGGGAGGCAACUCCUCAAUGUGAAGAAAAAGGUUUAUUAUACAAAAAUGAGGUGACACUCUAAAAUGAUUUUGGAUGUUAUUUUUUGAUUGCUGAGUGCAUCUAUUUGGUCAAAUUGAAUUUAUUUCCCCAACAGAUACAGGUUUUAAAGUCCAUUUGUGUAACACAAUAGCCAUCCACUGUUAGGGAUCAAGACCCAAUUUUACCAAAUAGAUACAUAUUUUUAGGGUGGGUUACACCAACUUGAUCUUAUAAAUAAAUAUUUAUGAGAACUUUACUAAUAGGAGUUGCCUCUAUUUAAUAUAUAAAUAUAAUAAUACAUACAUAACAUAAUUGUAAGUGAAUUGAUGUAAAUAAGAUUUAGUACGGCUGCCCAUAGCCUGUCGUAUCAUGGUGGUCAUCUUAGGGUUAAGCUAUUAUGUUUCAUACUGAAGAAUAAAUGGUUCAACGUAUAUGUGA